AUGCGCCGUCGUCAAUGGACGGUCGUCAUUCUACUCGUCUUCCUGUUGAUAUGCGCAUACACAGUAUUCACACUUCCCUCCGAUCGACGACCGACAGUCCCCAUACCAGGCUCCGACAAACCCCCUCCGCCCCCGCAAGAUCAACAGACACUCGGUGACGAUGCCGCCGCCGCCGCCCCUCCUCCCGACAGACGACCGAAGUCCGCUGGCGGCACCGGGUCACACCCCAUGUGGCACCUCAUGACAAGCGCCGAGAAGGAGUUCCAGGAUACGCUGAAGCGCCAGUCCAAGACGCUCGAGGAUGCCGUCAAGGAGUACAAGCGCCGCUACAACAUCCCGCCGCCCCCCAACUUUGACAAGUGGUUCGAGUUCGCAAAGGCCAGCGGCGUACAGCUCAUUGACGAGUUCGACAUGAUACACGAGAUGCUCACGCCCUUUUGGGGUCUGAAGCCGGCGACGAUACGGGAGCGGGCGCGGGAGGCUCUGGGCUUCGAUAACAAGCUGAUCGGCCUCCUGAUCCGGGACCAUAAGAUCAAGCACAUUCAGGGCGGCUCAGACUGGCAGCGCGAUGCCACCUCUGGCAUGAUGAAGAAGUUCAUCGAGCACCUGCCCAGCAUGGAUAUCGCCUUCAACAUCCACGACGAGCCGCGCGUGGUCGUCCCUCACGAGGACCUCGCACGCCUCGUCAGCCGCGCCAAGGACGUCAACAUGCCCAAGGCGAACGCUGCCAUCAACCCGGAGAACGCCUUUACGAAGCGCGCCGCCGGCCUUAGCGAAGGUAACAUCAUCGACGAGUACAAGCGCACCCGCUUCAACGUCUUCGCCCAUCAGCCCACCUGGACGCACUCUCGCAUGUCCUGCCCACCCGACAGCCCCUCGCGCGGUCUCGAGGAUGACGAGCUGUCCGACGACAUGAGCAAGUACGGAGUCAGCGAGCUCGGCUUCGUAUACAACGUCACCGCCAUGUCGGACAUCUGCCUCUCGCCUUCCCUGAGCGCGACCUACGGCUUCUUCGAUCGCCCCAACGCCUACAACAUCGUCCACGACCUCUUCCCCAUCUUCUCCCAGUCCAAAAUCUCCUCCUACAACGAUAUCCUCUACCCGUCGCCCUGGUACUGGUAUAAGAAGGUCGCCUACGACGAGUCAAAGGAUAUGCUCUGGGAGCAGAAGCAGGACCGCCUCUACUGGCGCGGUUCCACGACGGGCGGCUUCUCCCGCAACGGCGGCUGGCGCCGCCAGCACCGUCAGCAUCUCGUGCAGAAGCUCAACGCCGCCGACCAGGCAAAGAUCUUCAUCAACCGCGGCGACGAGCAGACCCCCAAGUGGGAGGUGAAGGAGGUGCCCCGCGGCGACUACCGCGAAAUCGUCGACGUCUUCUUCUCGCACGUCGGGCAGUGCGACCCGGGCGACUGCGACGCCGAAAAGGAGUUCUUCAAGAUCCAGGGCCACGCCGAGCAGCAGGACGCAUGGAAGUACAAGUACCUCCUCGACAUGGACGGCAACGCCUUUUCGGGACGCUUCUAUGCUUUCCUGCAAUCACGCUCCCUCGUCUUCAAGCUCGCCAUCUUCCGCGAGUGGCACUUUGAGUGGCUUAAGCCCUGGGCGCACUACAUCCCCAUGAGUCUGCAGGGCGACGACUGGCUCGAGAGCGUGCGCUUCUUUGGCGACGGCGCGCUGGGGCGCAACGAAGCCGAGCGCAUGGCUCUCAGCAGUCGCGACUGGGCGAAUAAGGUGCUUCGCAAGGAGGAUAUGGAGGUCUGGUUCUUCCGCCUCCUCUUAGAGUACGGUCGCGUCAUUGACGACAAUAGAGACAACAUCGGCUUCGCUGUCGAAACUAUCCCAGAACCGCCGGUGUAG
Messenger RNA from Colletotrichum abscissum, 1857 nucleotides. RefSeq lists its product as uncharacterized. The transcript has 2 exons. Bases 1 to 1857 code for a protein of 618 amino acids. NCBI's taxonomy places the organism in Eukaryota, Fungi, Ascomycota, Sordariomycetes, Glomerellales, Glomerellaceae. The record is from RefSeq and is a predicted model, not a curated record.